Molecule: messenger RNA, 4380 nt
Organism: Rhinolophus ferrumequinum (greater horseshoe bat)
Lineage: Eukaryota; Metazoa; Chordata; Mammalia; Chiroptera; Rhinolophidae
Gene: SCNN1A
Product: sodium channel epithelial 1 subunit alpha
Exons: 13
Coding region: 342-2408 (688 amino acids)
Biological process (GO): sodium ion transmembrane transport
Cellular component (GO): membrane
Molecular function (GO): ligand-gated sodium channel activity
Source: RefSeq, a predicted model, not a curated record
GAGGGGAGCAGGCGGCAGCCAGUCCUCCUGGAGCCCUGCCGUGACUGGGACCGAGAGGGAGUCCGGACACAGCCCAGGACCAGGGCCUGAUGGGAGAAGAGAGCCCAAACUGAGAGGGGAAAGGCAGGGAGGAAGAGGAAGAGAGGCAGGAUCAGAGAGCCUGACACACAGAGGAGUCAGGUGAGGAAGAAGAGAUCUAAGAAAGAGAUCCAAGAGAAGCAAAAGGCAGAGAGAGAGAGAGAGAGAGAGAGAGAGAGAGAGAGAGAGAGAGCAGCUAAGGCAGAGAGAAGCUAAGACUCAGAGAUCUCAAGAAAGAGACUGACUAAGCAGAGCAGAUACUGAUGGCUGUGGAGACAAAAAGGGAGGUGCUGGGACUGAAACCAAAAGGUGACCUUAUCAGGGAAGCAGAGGAGAGGCCACUCCAGGGGCGCCCAGAUCCAGCUCUUCUGGCCCUGACUCCAGCAGGGCUCAUGAAGGGAGACAAGUGUGAAGAGCAGGGGCCGGACCCCAAACCCGCGGCCCCGCAUCAGCCCACAGAGGAGGAGGAGGCCCUGAUUGAGUUCCACCGCUCCUACCGAGACCUCUUCCAAUUCUUCUGCAACAAUACCACCAUCCAUGGCGCCAUCCGCCUGGUGUGCUCCCAGCACAAUCGCAUGAAGACGGCCUUCUGGGCCGUGCUCUGGCUCUGCACCUUCGGCAUGAUGUACUGGCAGUUUGGCCUGCUGUUUGAAGAGUACUUCAGCUACCCCGUCAGCCUUAACAUCAACCUAAACUCCGAGAAGCUUGUUUUCCCCGCCGUUACCAUCUGCACCCUCAAUCCCUACAGGUACACCCAAAUUAAAGGGGAGCUGGAGGAGCUGGACCGCAUCACGGAGCAGACGCUCUUCGACCUGUACAAAUACAACUCCUCCAGCACCCUCGUGGCCCAUCCUCGCGGCCGUCGCGAUCUCCAGGAGACCCUGUUGCAUCCCCUGCAGCGCCUGCGGGACCCGGCGCUGCCUCUGGCAGCCCGCAAGGCCCGCAGCGCGGCCUCCAGCUUGCAGGACAACAACCCCCAAGUGAACUGGAAGGACUGGAAGAUCGGCUUCAAGCUGUGCAAUCAGAACAAAUCCGACUGCUUCUACCAGACAUACUCCUCAGGGGUGGAUGCAGUGAGGGAGUGGUACCGCUUCCACUACAUCAACAUUCUGUCGCGGCUGCCAGAUACCUUUACGUCAUUGGAGGAAGACAAACUGGGCAACUUCAUCUUCAACUGCCGCUUCAACCAGGUCUCCUGCAACCAGGCGAAUUACUCUCACUUCCACCACCCAAUGUAUGGGAACUGCUACACCUUCAAUGGCGAGAACAACUCCAACCUCUGGAUGUCUUCUAUGCCGGGGAUUGACAAUGGUCUGACCCUGACACUGCGCACAGAGCAGAAUGACUUCAUCCCGCUGCUGUCCACAGUGACUGGGGCCAGAGUAACUGUGCAUGGGCAGGAUGAGCCUCCCUUCAUGGAUGACGGUGGCUUUAACUUGCGACCUGGUGUGGAGACCUCCAUCAGCAUGAGGAAGGAAGCCCUGGAUAGACUUGGGGGCAACUAUGGCGACUGUACCAAUAAUGGCAGCGACAUCCCUGUUAAGAACCUUUAUCCUUCCAAGUACACGCAGCAGGUGUGUAUUCACUCCUGCUUCCAGGAGAGCAUGGUCAAGGAGUGUGGCUGUGCCUACAUCUUCUAUCCGCGGCCCAAGCAUGUGGAGUACUGUGACUACAAGAAGCACGAUUCCUGGGGCUACUGCUACUAUAAGCUCCAGGAUGCCUUCUCCUCGGAUCGCCUAGGCUGUUUCACCAAGUGCCGGAAGCCAUGCAGUGUGACCAGCUACCAGCUCUCUGCAGGCUACUCACGAUGGCCCUCAGUGACAUCCCAGGACUGGGUCUUCCAGAUGCUAUCCCUACAGAACAACUAUACCAUCAAAAACAAGAGAAAUGGAGUUGCCAAACUCAACAUCUUCUUCAAGGAGCUGAACUACAAAACCAAUUCUGAGUCUCCGUCAGUCACAAUGGUCACUCUCCUGUCCAACCUGGGCAGCCAGUGGAGCCUGUGGUUCGGCUCCUCGGUGCUGUCUGUCGUGGAAAUGGCCGAGUUCAUCUUUGACCUCAUGGUCAUCACAUUCCUCAUGCUGCUCCGGAGGUUCCGAAGCCGAUACUGGUCUCCAGGCCGAGGGGGCAGAGGUGCCCAAGAAGUGGCCUCCACUCCAGCUUCAUCCCUCCCCUCCCGUGUCUGCCCGCAACCCUCCUCCCCCACCUCAUCCCCUCCAAGCCCUGAUACUUCCCGGGCCUUGACUGCCCCCCCGCCUGCCUAUGCCACCCUGGCUCCAUCAAGCUUGGCAGGGACCAGCUCCUCUGCCUUCACUCCAGGGGAGCCCUGAGAGGGAAAGUGUCAGCCCAGGAACCAGCCUUGGUAGGAUUAAAGAAUGUUUGGGCUUUCUCUCAGAGCUGCCCAACUGCCUUUGGUGUGGGGGAGGGAAGCAGGUUGGAUAAGGAGCUAAAGAAAUUGCCCAGAGAACAGGAAUCAAGGAAACUACCCAGAAUUAUCCUGGCUCCUGCACGGUACCCCCCGGUCCUGCCUUUAGAACAGUCUGGUUUUCUUACCCAAGUGCCGACUAGUCGCCUUUUCUUUUGGAUCAGCCAAGUCAAACUUGGAGCUUUGACAAGGAACUUUCCCGGGAAACAACUGAUGACUAGAACAAAACAAACAAGGGCACACAAGGGCAUGCUCAGGUUUCCUGCACAAAGAUGGCUGAAGCCAGCCCCAGACUGGCCUGGCCACACUGCUUUGCAGUGACACAGACGUUUGCUCCUCUUCUUGAACUUGGGUGGGGAACCCCACCCAAAAGCCCCCUUCGUUAGUUCUUGGGCAGUUCCCUUCUCUGACUCCCCAGGGCAGGGGCUGGAGCAGACCACUGUAGUAAAGGCCGUUCCCAGUAGGCCCCAGGACUCUUCCAGCCUCGUCCACACCACGCCCCCACAGAACCACACCCAGCACCUCCGCCCUAUUUCUUCCAUACCUCUAUAUUGGCUCAAACUAUUUUCUACGCCUGGAAGCGUUCCCCACCAUCUGCUGGAGAACUGUGCAUCCCUUAGAAGCCUGCUCAGGUAUCGCUACUUCUGUGAAGGCUCCUGCCCCACCGUGUCUUCCCCAGAAUUGAUCACGCCCUUCUCCCCUGGACUCCCAUAGCACACCGUAACAUCUAUUGGAGUGCCGACGUGGCAUUUUGCUGUCUUGUUCAUUUGUGUCUGCCUCCCCUACUAGACUGUGAGCUCCUUGUGGUCAGGGACUGGUGUUCAUUUAUGUAUCCUCAGGGUCUAGCCCAGUGUUCCACUUGGAGCAAGUACUCAAUAAAUAUUUGCUCCAAAAAGAAUGUCUGGAGAGGUGGAUGGGGCACCCUGAAGGGGCAGGCCGUGGAUGUGAGUUCCUGGGACUCUGCCCAAGCCCCCAGGAGGUCCCGGGGUGGAGGGCAGACUCCUAUACCUCUUGGCUUCGCUAUGGAAGUGACCAUUCUUCAGGGGUCUUAGGGGAGACAAACUGUCCUGCUAGUUCCUCUCCAUGUUACUGAGCAUCUGCUAUGUGCCCAUCACCAUGUUAGGGUGGGAGGACACAAACAUGGGUGCUCCCCUCAGGAGACCUACUAGGCAGUGUUUGGGAUAACUCGCCCCUGUCGUUUGUCUGAACUUCCUUUUCCUUCCAAACUUUAGUUCCCAUCAUCAGUAAUCCUCCACUCCAUUUGCCGAGCACCCACGACUCACCACCCAGCUGUAACAUAACAUCCUCAUUUGCUCCAGCUCCCCACUAACUGUUCGGUAGUGAUGGAGAAGGAUGAGACUCAAGCCAGAGUCUUCUGGACCCUCCAAGCUUUGUAUAUUCUCAUUCUUGUAUCAUUAUAGAGAGAGCAGCAGUUGGAAUCCUCCCAGCUCUUCAUUGAGGGAUGUUGGAGUGGGACCCCGAUUUUUGGACCCCUGGUUCCUUCCCCCAUUCUAGCAUCAGAACUGCAAUCCAGAAAUUACCUUUCCUCGUCAUCUUUGGGGUCACGUCCCUUGCUGCCCUGGUAUUACUCCCCUCAAUUACCGUCUCCCUGUCCUGAGGAACCAAGUGAACGUUGGGAAAAGAGGAAGAGAUGGUGAAGGGAGUGGAGAGAGAGAAAAGGUUGUGACCAGGAACUGAUGUGCUUUCUGACUUCCCUUUCCUAGACUCAAGUUGAUGAGGGGAAAAUGGUGGUGUUACAACAAUUCCUUUGUCAGCGCCCUCAGGUUCAGCCUGCGCUUGUGUGCUGUCUGUCACAGCCCAGCCUCAGCCCUGUCCCACCUGUCCCCCGCUCCCUCUCCUCUGGCUCAGGUGGGCAG